Messenger RNA from Onychostruthus taczanowskii (white-rumped snowfinch), 1026 nucleotides. RefSeq names its product serine/threonine kinase 19 (gene WHR1). The transcript is spliced from 7 exons. Gene Ontology annotation, molecular function: protein serine/threonine kinase activity. Gene Ontology annotation, biological process: protein phosphorylation; positive regulation of Ras protein signal transduction. The coding region runs from base 211 to 774 and encodes 187 amino acids. The record is from RefSeq and is a predicted model, not a curated record. Lineage: Eukaryota; Metazoa; Chordata; Aves; Passeriformes; Passeridae.
AAAUCCGUCCCGGACACCUCGCGGUGGCCGCGACCGCCGCUACCAUCGACAUGGCGGAAAGGAAAUGCCGGGAUUCGAACCCGCGGCCUCGGGGUUAUAACAGGCGGCGGAGGCCACGCCCACGCGUCGCGCCGCAGUGACGCCAUCCCCGCGCGCCCAGCGCUGCCGGUGCCGUUCCCGGGGGGCGCGGAGCCCCCCCCGAGCCCCCCCAUGAGCCGCCGCCGCCGCUUCGGGGACACCGACGGCGCCCUCGCGGCCAAGCGGCGCCGCCCGGAGCUGCCGGGGGAGCCCCCGCGCCCCGACGGCAGCCCCGCGGCCGUGGAGGCGGCGCUCGGGGCCGUGGCCGCGCUCUUCCCCCGCCGCCUGUUCGGGGACGCGCUGCCGCCGCUCGUGCUCCGCCACCAGCUCUACGACGUGGUGCGGGACCGGACGGCGGUGGACCGGCACCUGAACCGGCUCAGAACGGGGGGCCGGGUGCGGCUGCUGCACCUGGGGCUGGGCCCGGACGUGCUGGGGGUCGUGAGCCUGGAGCUCUACCGGGAGAAGUGGGAGAGAGGGGCUUCGGGGACAGCGACAUCACGCCGCCGCGCCGUGCUGUCCCUGGUGCGGCGCUCGCGGCUCCGCCAGGUCCCGCUGCGGGAGCUGCAGCGGCUCCGAGCCCCCCCGGGCGCCGCGCUGGGGGUCCCGUUCCUGCUGCACGACCUGCUGGGGGAGGGGCGGCUGCAGCGUGUCCCCACGGCCUCGGGUCCUCUGCUGCGAUUGGCCGAGCCCUGACCUCUGACCUCUGACCUCUGACCCCUGACCGGACCUCCCUGAGGAGUUUUCUCCCCACAUUUUUGCACUAGGGCGUGGCCAUACCUGACCACGCCCAUUCGGGGCGGGGCUAAAGUGGAACAAUCAAUCUUUGCCUGCUUUAGCCCCGCCCCCUCCGCGUUUAGCCACGCCCCCCGCGGGCCGGGGGUGUCCCCCCGUUCGUGGUGGGGGGGAGAAGCCGAGCGCAAUAAAAAACAAAAUCAAUAAAACCAA